Messenger RNA from Anolis sagrei ordinatus, 750 nucleotides. The record is from RefSeq and is a predicted model, not a curated record. Lineage: Eukaryota; Metazoa; Chordata; Lepidosauria; Squamata; Anolidae.
UGCCUCCUUUUCAGUUUGGACCGGCUUCUAGACUCCGGCUUGUACACUGGGGAGAUUACAGAGUUUGUGGGGGCGCCCGGUUCGGGGAAGACGCAGAUCUGCCUGGCUAUUGCCGCGCAUACAGCCCUCAUCCUCAAGCAAGAGGUGCUUUACAUCGACUCCUCGGGGGGCUUCUCGGCAUCCCGCUUACUCCAGAUGCUGCAGCGCAUGACGGGGAGUGAAGAAGAGCAGACAGAGGCCCUGCAGCGGAUCCAUGUCAACCGUGUUUUUGAGGCCUACAAAAUGCUGGAUAUUCUGCAGGAUCUUCGGAGCACCCUGGCUCAGCAGGCCAUGAAUGGCUGUGGCUCGGCCAAAGUGCUAGUGGUGGAUUCGGUGUGGGCGCCCCUCUCCCCGCUCCUGGGGGGCCGGUCGCCCGACGGCAUGGCCCUCAUGAGCCACUUGGCUUUGGAACUGAAGACGCUGGCCAAGGAUUUCGGGGUGGCCCUGGUGAUGACCAACGCAGUGACCAGGGACCCGUCCAGCGGCUGUCCGAGGGCAGCCUUGGGCCGCUCCUGGGCCUCUGUGCCCAAUACACGGAUCUUUCUGGAAAAGGGUGGAUUGGGAAAAGGCCAGAGGGAAUGGAGGGCCUCCUUGAUGAAGUCCCCUCGCCAGCCUGUUGGGAUCCAGGUGGAGAUCGAGGAAGACGGCAGAGAAGAACCAUAACAGAAGGACCCUCAUGGCUAAGAAUGCUCCUUAGUUUAUUAUUAUUAU